This is a messenger RNA of Arachis duranensis, 2391 nucleotides long. RefSeq lists its product as uncharacterized. Gene Ontology annotation, molecular function: protein dimerization activity. Lineage: Eukaryota; Viridiplantae; Streptophyta; Magnoliopsida; Fabales; Fabaceae. The transcript has 5 exons. The record is from RefSeq and is a predicted model, not a curated record. The coding region runs from base 1 to 2391 and encodes 796 amino acids.
AUGAAACUGUUGAAUAUGCUUGUUGAAAUUGUUAAGCUGAAUAUCCUUGCUGACUUAAUGGCUUCUGCGAAUACACCAUCAGAAACACCAUCUUCGCAAGAACAAGGAUCAACUCCUGAUGCAUCAAUCGGAACCCAAAAAAAUAAUAAUAGAGCAAAAACCUAUCCUGCAUGGGGUCAUUGUAAACAAGUUGUGGAGUCUGGAAAAACAAUUCUGCUAUGCAUAUAUUAUGAGAAGCUUAUUAGGGGUGGAGGAAUUCAUCGGUUUAAACUUCAUUUGGCUGGAAAAGGAGGAGAUGUUGAGUCUUGUCGAAAGGUGCCAGCUGCAGUGAGACACCAAUUCCAUGAAAGUAUUGAAGAGCUUCGAAGCAAGAAAAGAAAAACUCAAGAACAAUAUGCCGAAAGUUAUAAUGCUUGUGAUGAUGUUGAAAGAGAAUUUGAUGAGAUCGAACGUAAUGAGAUGCAACAACAACAAAAAUCCAGGGUUCCAACACCUAUCUCUAGAAAAGGAAAACAAGUCAAAGGUUUACAAUCCUAUUUUCCAUUGGCAACAACACCCGGAGCUAAACCAACUAUCAAAAGCUUUCUUCAAAGCAAAGAAAUUGUGGAGAAGUGUGAUAUUGCUAUUGUGAAAUGGAUGGUGGAUGCCUCUGUUCCAUUUAAUGCGGUUAAUUCAGCUUACUAUCAGCCAAUGAUUGAUGCUAUUGCGAACAUGGGUGCAGGGUAUAAAGGGCCAAGUUAUCCAAGAGUCCAUGGGUAUUUGUUGAGUAAAUUAGUUGAGGAUGUGAGGAAGAUGAUUGAUGGUUAUCGUGAGAUUUGGAAGCAAACUGGAUGCACUAUUAUGGCCUAUGGAUGGACUGAUCGUUGUAGGCGUACUUUGAUUAAUUUUCUAGUUUAUUGUCCCAAAGGAACUGUUUUUCUAAAGUCAGUUGAUGCUUCUAAUAUCUCAAAAACUGCUAAAAAUUUGUUUAAGUUGUUUAGGGAUGUUGUAUUGUUUGUUGGUCCUGAGAAUGUUGUGCAUAUUGUAACGGACAAUGCUGCAAACUAUGUUGCUGCGGGAAGAUUGUUGGAGGCUGAGUUUCCUAAAUUGUAUUGGUCCCCUUGUGCAGCUCAUUGUGUUAAUCUGAUGUUUCAAGAUAUUGGGAAGUUGCAAGAAGUGAGUCAAACUGUGUCACAAGCUUUACUGAUCACUAAGUAUAUCUAUAAUCAUUGCUAUCCACUGUUCUUGAUGAGAAAGUUUACAGGUGGGCAGGAAAUACUUCGUCCAGCUCCAACUCGGUUUGCUACUAAUUUCAUUACUUUGCAAAGUAUUUUAGCUCAAAAGGAUCCUUUGAGAGCUAUGGUGACUUCUAAAGAAUUUACAAGCUCAGCUUACUCCAAAGAAGCCAAAGCUAAGAAAUUUGUGGAUCAAGUCUUGGAUUCUAAAUUUUGGAGUCAAUGCACUGAUAUUGUUAAGCUUACUUCGCCACUUGUUCAUGUUUUACGUAUUGUGGAUAGUGAAGACAGACCUGCCAUGGGUUAUCUUUAUCAAGCUAUUUAUAAGGCUAGAGAAGAAAUGGUGAGGAGGUUUCAAAAAAGAAAGAAGGUUGUUGAUCCUUAUUUAAAGAUUUUGGAUACCCGUUGGGAUGCACAACUUAAGAAAAAUCUUCAUGCCGCUGGUUAUUGGUUAAAUCCAGCUUUUCGAUUUAAUGCUGGAGAAUUUGAAAAUCACAAAGAAAUGAUUUUUGGCUUGUUGGAUGUCAUUGAGAAAUAUGCUUAUGAUGAUCCUGUAUUAAAUUCUAAGCUGACAAGUGAGAAGAGGAUCUUUAAGAAUGCUGAGAAAGAUUUUGGAAGACCCUCUGCAAUACGUGAACGAACCACUGUUAUGCCAGAUCAAUGGUGGGAAUCUUAUGGUUGUGGAGCACCAAAUUUGCAAAAGUUGGCUAUUCGUGUUUUAAGCCAGACUUGUAGCUCUUCAGGUUGUGAGCGUAACUGGAGUAUUUUUGAACACAUUCACUCAAAGAAGAGGAAUCGGCUAGAGCAUCAAAAACUUAAUGAUCUUGUUUAUGUUCAUUACAACUUAAGGUUACAACAAAGGAACCAAAUGAGAAACCAAGUUUAUGAUCCAAUUUGUCUUGAUGCAUUUGAGGAUCAUUCGGAAUGGAUAUUGGAAGAUUCACCAUCAUUUUUAACUCCUGAAGAAAUUGAUGCUUUACGAAAUGAUCUUGCAAAUAUGUCUCUUCAAUCACCUUUAGAUGAUUUAAAUCAAUUGGAUUUGGAAGAUGAUCGGGAGGAUGAUGAAGCUAAUAAUUCUGUGGAAAAUGCAAAUCAAAAUGAAACCAAUCAGGAUGUAGCUCCACAUUUGUCAGAUGAAGAGCAACUUGCCGACUUCGAAAUCACUCCUUGGAUUUAG